AAUCUGAAAUAUCUCUCUCUCUGUCAAGAUUUUUUGGGGAUGAAAAUGAUACAUUGGAAGAAUGACAGCAUAAUGGGCCGAAUGGAACCAUAUUCCAACUUUCUCUUCAUUGACAUAGUUGAAGACUUGGGAGGAUACAAAGGAAUCCGAAUCCUGCAUCACUCCAUAGCAUCUGCGUGUCUGGAAGAGUUGGAGAGAAGCUGCUCUAUGAGAGUAAGUGAUAUCACUAUGGAGAUUCUUCAUUGUGAUCUGUUCUUCCGUGUUAGAUCUGUCAAAGACAGAUUCAUGAGCUCAAUUAAAAAAAUGUUGAUUGCAAGGGAGCGAAAGAAAGAUGGAGAUGAGAGAGAAACAUUUUCUCCUCUCAUUGGAAAAAUCCACAAAGAUCAAGGGAGAAAAACUGUCCAAGAUAUCUUUGUGAAAGCUUCUUCCAGGUUUGUUACAAGUGCAUAUAUCCCUCAGGCACUGGCUAGAUAUUUGUACAUCAAGGAGAAGGACUUCCCCGAGGCUCUGCAAUGGGCUGAAAAGGCCAAGAACAUCAAACAAAACCCAUUCACAUUUGACACAAUUGGGCAGAUUCACAAAAGCAAUUUAAAAUCUAACAACCCCAGGGGAAAGCAGGAGACAUUACGCAAUCCAGAAGACUUAAACACAAACAUCAAAAUGGCAGAAAAUGCUAUCACAGCAUUUAGAAGGGCCCAAGUGCUGGCAAAUGAAGAGGAUGAACCGGAGACAGAAGCCGCUGAUGAUGAGUCAGAAGACUAUCCCAGAAAUUCAUACAAUGUUUUUGGCUAUUUGGGUGUGCUGGAUAUUGUCUUCCUGGUUUUUGAGAUAUUGAGCAAGUUGCCGUUCUUUGAGGAAAGGGAUCCAAAGAAAAAGAGGUACCUGCAGAGUUUUCUGAAAAAAAUAAUGCCAAUCACCAGUGUGUAUAAAGAGGAAAAUGAAAUUAACAACAGAUAUGUGGAGAUCAUCAAAGAGCACGAACAGUUUCUCCAGAGUUUGAAAACUCAAGUAAAAGACAUUUUUGAACUUCUGGUCUACUACUUCACGAAUAUAAAAGCAAAGAAUUCCGAAUUUGAUUCAAAGAACCGUCGGAAUAUCAGUCAACUUUUUAAAAAGUAUUUAGCUCUUUUUUGCACUACAUCAGAGGAAAUACAAAAAGAACGACAUGGCAAUCCUAAAUUCAAUUUGGAAAUUGAUAUUGUACAACGAAGAUACUUUCUUGAAGAGAAAGGUGCAGAUACAUUUGCAGGAAUUCUUCAACAUUUGGACAAUCCUGCCGAAGAGAUUGAGAGCAUCACAGAAUGCUAUGCAUUCUUGCGCCAACAACAAUUCAUCAACCAACAUCAAAAGACAAAGGAAACGAUCAACUACAUUUUGUCAAACAUAGUUCUUUACCUUUUGAAACCAAAAUCUAAACAGGUAAAGAGUCACAGAUACCUGUCUGAUCUACUUUUGAAUACUCUCCAAGAAGUAGGACGUUGGUAUUCCUUCCCAGAUCCAUACUACCUGGCUCUGCUGUUACUCUGGCCAAGUCCUAGGCAAGAAAACACAGACAUUGUAACAUACGUGAAAGCAAUUCGGAACUCAAAGCUCCUGGUUUUAUCGUUUCGAAAUAGGAGCACUAUCGCCCACCUCUACCUGGGGAAAGAAGAGGGACUCAAGAGACUGGUUUCUAAACGGCAACUGGGUGAGAAUUUUGAAAAGAUGCGCCGUGACACCUUAGCUCAAAUUUGGCGGAAUGGAGAUAUAUUUAAAGACAAAGCAAUUAUCAACCGCCUUCAAAGAGUCAGUGGAACCACUGAACAAGGAGAGCUGUUUGCCAUUUAUGGCAAAAUGAAAAUCCCUGUGCGUCCAGCCUUCAUUGCUGGUAUAAGAAGUGGUGCAAGCACAGAAAAGGUUUCCUUCUACCUUGGUUUUGCUAUUAAUGGACCACUGGCAUAUGAUAUCCAGUAUGACAACUAAGGUAUUUGAUUGUACAAACAAAGUGCAUCGGAAGCACAAAGACAUGAACUGUACAGUGUGAAAAAAUCUGAACUCACUCUGAUGAAAUUUCAAACAUCUCAUAAAACUACACGAGCAUGUGAUAUCAGACAGAUUGCUGAGUUAAAUAGAACAUAUGGCAGCUCAAUACAGUUGACUAUUGAAGCUGAAUCUGUCUUUUUUCUAUUCUUUUUUUUCAUCUAGUAUUUGUUAUGUUGGUUUUCUCUUGCAGAUGUGGCAUUUAUGCCAAACUAUUCAUUUAUUUGACAACUGAACUGUACCUUUUGAAAAAUAAGUGUAUUAGCCAGUGACUUACUGCGAUGGAACUUUAAACACACCUGAUAAAAAGCACAUGUGCAUUUGAUUAAGAGGGAUUGUUGGGUUACAUGGUGAUCCUGCAGCUCUAUAUAUAAAUGUUUGUUUUUAUAAGAUUUUUUAUGACAAUUAAUAUCGUAAUUUUUUUUGUUUUGUUUAUAGUUUGUGUUGUUUUAUAUAUGGUUGUCUCUUGUGGAUGUGGCUCAUUUGACAAAUUAUCUCCUAUUAAUAUAUUUGCAGGUGCAAAUAUCAUAAUAGGCAUAUUAAUUGUUGUACAAACAAAUGCAACACAAGCACUAACGCAUGAACUGUACCUUUAAGAAAUAUGUGGCAGACAGUGACUCACUGCAAUCGAACUUUAAACGCACCUGAUAAAAAUGUGCAUCUGAUUAAAAAGACAGAUUGCAGUAUUCAAUAACAAUCAUGUAGGUCAAUAUAGCUGCACAUGUAACGUUAGUUUUUAUGACUUCUUAUCUUUUAUUAACAGUAAUCAUUAACUUUCUGAGGAUUUUUUAAAUGUCUUUUGCAGAUGCGGCACAUUUGCUAAACAUAAGUGGAGCUCAUUUUUGUACAAACAUGUAAAAAGCACUUAACGGUGAAAAUUAACUCUUGGUGAUUUUCUCAAAGAAACAGAGAACCCUGGAUCUCCCAAAUCCCAGUUGAGAACCAUUGCGCUAUCCUCAAUCAUUUUGUAUUUUUAUAUUUGACUUUUGUAACAUCAUCAUAAACAUGUUUGAACAAGUUAAUGUGGAAUAAAUCUUGUGUGACAAAUGUGAUUGAUGGUUUUCUGUACAUUUUCUGUAAAGACAGGAUUUUGCCAAAUGGUUUGAACUGUAAAGGUGCUGACCAGCCACCAAGAUACUUAACUAUGAGUUGCUAUUUACCCUUUUAGAGGUGGGACCGUAGUUUGUAUUUAGUUGCUGUAAGAUAGUAUAAUGUUAUUAAUUAAUGUAGAUAAUAGUAUAGGAGUCAGAAAUGGCUAAUUGAUAUUAUUUGACAUGUGUUAAGGACUGAGGACCAAAGACAGCACCUGGUUUUAUCGUUUCGAAAAAGGAGCACUGUUGCCCACCUCUACCUGGGAAAAGAAGAGGGACUCAAGAGACUGGUUUCUAAACGGCAACUGAGUGAGAAUUUUAAAAAGAUGCCCCGUGACACCUUAGCUCAAAUUUGGCGGAAUGGAGAUAUAUUUAAAGACAAAGCAAUUAUCAACCGCCUUCAAAGAGUCAGAGGAACCACUGAACAAGGAGAGCUGUUUGCCAUUUAUGGCAAAAUGAAAAUCCCUGUGCGUCCAGCCUUCAUUGCUGGUAUAAGAAGUGGUGCAAGCACAGAAAAGGUUUCCUUCUACCUUGGUUUUGCUAUUAAUGGACUACUGGCAUAUGAUAUCCAGUAUGACAACUAAGGUAUUUGAUUGUACAAACAAAGUGCAUCGGAAGCACAAAGACAUGAACUGUACAGUGUGAAAAAAUCUGAACUCACUCAUGAAAUUUCAAACAUCUCAUAAAACUACAUGAGCAUGUGAUAUCAGACAGAUUGCUGAGUUAAAUAGAACAUAUGGCAGCUCAAUACAGUUGAAUAUUGAAGCUGAAUAUGUCUUUUUUCUAUUCUUUUUUUUCAUCUAGUAUUUGUUAUGUUGGUUUUCUCUUGCAAAUGUGGCAUUUAUGCCAAACUAUUCAUUUAUUUGACAACUGAACUGUACCUUUUGAAAAAAUAAGUGUAUUAGCCAGUGACUUACUGCGAUGGAACUUUAAACACACUUGAUAAAAAGCACAUGUGCAUUUGAUUAAGAGGGAUUGUUGGGUUACAUGGUGAUCCUGUAGCACUAUAUAUAAAUGUUUGUUUUUAUAAGAUUUUUUAUGACAAUUAAUAUCGUAACAUUUUUUUGUUUUGUUUAUAGUUUGUGUUGUUUAUAUAUGGUUGUCUCUUGUGGAUGUGGCUCAUUUGCCAAAUUAUCUCCUAUUAAUAUAUUUGCAGGUGCAACUAUCAUAAUAGGCAUAUUAAUUGUUGUACAAACAAAUGCAACACGAGCACUGACGCAUGAACUGUACCUUUAAGAAAUAUGUGGCAGACAGUGACUCACUGCAAUCGAACUUUAAACGCACCUGAUAAAAAUGUGCAUCUGAUUAAAAAGACAGAUUGCAGUAUUCAAUAACAAUCAUGAAGGUCAAUAUAGCUGCACAUGUAACUUUAGUUUUUAUGACUUCUUAUCUUUUAUUAACAGUAAUCAUUAACUUUCUGAGGAUUUUUUAAAUGUCUUUUGCAGAUGCGGCACAUUUGCUAAACAUAAGUGGAGCUCAUUUUUGUACAAACAUGUAAAAAGCACUUAACGGUGAAAAUUAACUCGUGGUGAUUUUCUCAAAGAAAUAGAGAACCCUGGAGCUCCCAAAUCCCAGUUGAGAACCAUUGCGCUAUCCUCAAUCAUUUUGUAUUUUUAUAUUUGACUUUUGUAACAUCAUCAUAAACAUGUUUGAACAAGUUAAUGUGGAAUAAAUCUUGUGUGACAAAUGUGA
Pseudoliparis swirei is the source of this 4802-nucleotide messenger RNA. Its product is annotated as sterile alpha motif domain-containing protein 9-like. NCBI's taxonomy places the organism in Eukaryota, Metazoa, Chordata, Actinopteri, Perciformes, Liparidae. The record is from RefSeq and is a predicted model, not a curated record. Gene Ontology annotation, cellular component: cytoplasm. The coding region runs from base 40 to 1962 and encodes 640 amino acids. The transcript has a single exon.